This is a messenger RNA of Platichthys flesus (European flounder), 1549 nucleotides long. RefSeq names its product inorganic pyrophosphatase 2 (gene ppa2). NCBI's taxonomy places the organism in Eukaryota, Metazoa, Chordata, Actinopteri, Pleuronectiformes, Pleuronectidae. Bases 46 to 1080 code for a protein of 344 amino acids. Gene Ontology annotation, cellular component: cytoplasm. Gene Ontology annotation, biological process: phosphate-containing compound metabolic process. The transcript has 12 exons. The record is from RefSeq and is a predicted model, not a curated record. Gene Ontology annotation, molecular function: inorganic diphosphate phosphatase activity; magnesium ion binding.
ACGGGAAGCAGGAACCGGAGGAGGAAGAAGACGUGUGUGUGUAUAAUGACGCCUCCGCCGCUGCGCUCCUGCCUCGGCUUCCUGCUGAAAGUCAGCGGCUCGUUUUCUGUCUCCAGAAACAAACUCGUCGCACAAGCAGCAGCUCUUCCUCAUCUUCAUCACCUGAGAAAAACCAUGCACUACAUCGCAGAGGAGAGAGGAAGACCUCACUCUCCGGACUACCGGAUCUAUUUUAAAACCUCUGAAGGGAAAUAUGUUUCGCCGUUCCAUGAUAUUCCACUUAUAGCUGAGCUGGAACAGGACAAUGAUGUACCAGCAAAAAAACCCAAGCGUAAUGAGAAAGAGGUGCUCUUUAACAUGGUUGUAGAGGUGCCUCGAUGGUCAAAUGCUAAAAUGGAGAUUGCUACAAAGGAACCACUGAAUCCGAUCAAACAAGAUUUGAAGAAAGGCAAGCUCCGAUAUGUUGCCAACAUAUUUCCACAUAAAGGUUACAUCUGGAACUAUGGAGCUCUCCCACAGACAUGGGAGGACCCAAACCACACAGAUGCAGAAACGUCAUGUUGUGGUGAUAAUGAUCCCAUUGACGUUUGUGAAAUUGGGACCCAGGUGUGUUUUCCAGGUCAGGUGAUCCAAGUGAAAGUACUUGGCAUCUUAGCCAUGAUUGACGAAGGAGAAAUGGACUGGAAGGUCAUUGCCAUCAAUGCUCAGGACCCGGAGGCCAAAAAUCUAAAUAGCAUAGAGGAUGUCUGCAAGAGCCGACCUGGUCAUUUAGAGGCAACCGUCGACUGGUUCAGGAAAUACAAGGUGCCCGAUGGAAAGCCUGAAAAUCAAUUUGGAUUCAAUGGACAAUUCAAAGACAAGGACUUUGCAGUUGAGAUUAUCAAGUCCACCCAUGAGCACUGGAGGGCACUAGUGCAGAAGCAGACAAACAGUGAAGGGAUUGAAUGCAAAAACAUCUCUUGCUGUGAGAGUCCUUUGAAAUGCAGUGCUGAUGAGGCCAGAGAUGUCGUCCAGUCGGCCCCAGCAUUUGGUAGCCCACAUCCUGUGUCUCCAGAUGUGAAUAAGUGGCAUUUCGUCUGAAACCCUGAAGACAAUAUGGAGACUGACCUAAGUUCCUCACAUCCAAGAUUUAUCUAUAUGCAGCUGGAUUUAUUUUUGGUAAGAACUCUUCCUCAGCUGUGUGAAGUGCCAUCUGCAUUUGCCAUCCAAUCAUUAGUUAAAAAAGAAAAAUGAAAUGAAAAAAGAUUAUACAAAUACACUGACAGCACAAGCAGGUGUAGAUCUUUUGAGUAGAAUUAAGAACAUCAAAUUGUUUUUUUAAAUUAGAAGUCUAAAGGUUGAUCACAAAAUAUUCUCCUUUUAUUGUAAAUUAUUUUUUAUAUGUAUUGCAGUUCUUUUGUGGCAAAUGUACAGGUCCAGCCUUGCCUUCUAUUGGAUUGAACGUCUAGCUAACAUGCUCCAAAUCUGUUCUGAAUUCAUAAUUGUACCUGCAACCACAGUUUCUUCUUGUUUGGAUAAAUAAUAAAUAAAUAAGAUGUGAACCUGAUAA